Molecule: messenger RNA, 3709 nt
Organism: Lucilia sericata (common green bottle fly)
Lineage: Eukaryota; Metazoa; Arthropoda; Insecta; Diptera; Calliphoridae
Product: mRNA (2'-O-methyladenosine-N(6)-)-methyltransferase-like
Exons: 4
Coding region: 15-3071 (1018 amino acids)
Cellular component (GO): nucleus
Molecular function (GO): mRNA (2'-O-methyladenosine-N6-)-methyltransferase activity; RNA polymerase II C-terminal domain binding
Source: RefSeq, a predicted model, not a curated record
AACACAUUCUCAUCAUGGCAGCUAAUAACAAUAUGCACAAUAUGCAUCAUGGUCUGCCGCCGCAACAGACCACAAAUCUAAUGCCAAUGACAAGCGGUGUAAUGCCACAAAGUGUCAUUGCAUCGACAGGCACUGUAAGUCCCAUGGUACAACAUAUGAAUAUGCCACAACAGCAACAACAACAAAAUAAUAUUACCAGCAAUCAAGCAGCUUGGGAUCAAUUGACCGCAACUACAAAUAAUAAUACAAAUAUCAAUACUUCUCUUAUAAUGGGUGGCGGAGGAGUAGGAGGAGGUGCAGGUGUUGGACCCGGUGGUAUGAUAGGUCCCAGCAUUAUAUCAUCAACAGCAGCACCAACAGCAUCUAUACUACAUGAUCCAAAUGCUCCGGGCUCGGCAAAUAUAAUGACUUCAUUAAUUACAGGAGCUAAUUCACCAGCUGGUCCCACUUGUUCUUCACCUUCAACACCUACCAAAUCGGGUCCCUCACCCAUGGAACAUAUGAUGGCUCAUACACCACAAGGCGGUCCACCACCCAUGUAUACGUCCGGUGGUGGCUAUGGCGAAGAGUUGACCGCAGAACUGGUAAAUCAGGGAUGGCGUAAAUUUUGGUCGAAAAGAGAAAACCGUCCUUAUUAUUGGAAUAAAAUAACAGGAGAAUCUUUAUGGGAAAUGCCCGGUGCAAGACCAUUUGAUCCUCUAACAGAUCCCUUGGGUAUAUCACAUCCCGGUGGUCAUAUACCACCACCCAUGCAUCAUCCACAUCCUCAUAUGCAGCAGCAUCAUCAUCACCAUUUGAAAAGGCGUCCAUCUGAUGAUAUGCAUAUGCAUCCUCAUGGUCAUCAGCCACCGCCCAUGAAGAAAUUCAUAUUGUCCGGUCCCUGGGAUUUAGAAGUGUGCACCAAUGCUGUCAUAGUUGAAAGGCCACCUACUUUAUUGCCACAACCACAUCCCGAAAUAGAAGCGCUGCGCGCUGCUUACACCAUGAAACUGGUGAAAACUUACGAAGAUCUUUGUAUGAGACGUGAGAAUAUUAAGGCCCCUAAAGACUCUUUUAACCGCUGGUUAAUCGAACGCAAAGUUAUCGAUACCGGCUGUGAUCCUCUAUUGCCCAGCAAUUGUAUACCCGAGAUAUCAUCAGCCAUGUAUCGUGAAAUCAUGAACGAUAUACCGAUUAAGAUUGUUAAACCCAAAUUUACGGGAGAUGCUAGAAAACAAUUGUCACGUUAUGCUGAGGCUGCAAAAAAUAUUAUAGAAUCUAGAUCUUCACCUUCAGAAUCCAAAAAGGUGGUUAAAUGGAAUGUUGAGGACACAUUCCAAUGGCUAAGGCGUACAGUGGGUGCCAGUUAUGAAGAUUUUCAAGAUCGUUUGGCCCACUUAAGACGUCAGUGUGAACCACAUCUAACCGAAACAGUCAAAAGCUCCGUAGAGGCUUUGUGUGCAAAAAUCUAUCAUUUAUCCGCUGAGCAUGCACGCAAAAUACGAGAACGUCAUAUGCAACUGUUAAAAGAACAUGGUAUACCCGAGCCCACACCGCCGCCACCACCACCACAUCUCAAACAAGUCUGGUGUUAUCCCAUACAGUUUGCUGUGCCCUCACCCCGUAUGCCCGCUAUUGAAUAUGUCCAAGAUCGCGAUCACAUGAUUAUUAAGUACACUCCUACUGCUCUAAAUCAACCCGAUGCUCAAUAUAUUAAUCUAACACAUUUACAAAAGCUGGAACAGCUCUAUCGUCACAAUUGUUUCGAUGAUAAGAAAUUCGAUUUGUUUAUUGGACGCGUCUGGUGUCUGUUGAAACGUUAUCAAACGUUUUUGGGUAAUGUCUUGAAUUCUUCACAAGAAGCUGAACUAACACAGGCUUCAUUGCCCACUCCUGUAUUCGAGUGUUUACAUCGACAUUUUGGGGUGACAUUCGAAUGUUUUGCUUCGCCAUUUAAUUCAUAUUUUCGUCAAUAUUGUUCGGCAUUUGCUGAUACUGAUGCUUAUUUCGGUUCAAGAGGACCCUUUUUGGAUUUCAAACCAGUUUCGGGUUCAUUUCAAGUUAAUCCUCCUCAUUGUGAGGAAUUAAUUGAUGCUGCUCUUUUGCAUAUUGAUAAAUUACUUUCGGAAUCUAUGGAACCUUUGAGCUUUAUAAUUUUCUUGCCAGAAUGGAAAAGUAUUUCCAAAUUGGAGGAAAAUAUUUACAAACGUCGUUCCAUGGUCGUUUUGGGUAUGGCCCAUGAAUAUCGCCAUGGCUAUCAGCAUAUUAUAGCAAAAAAUGAUGUCAAUGUUAAAUGCAUGCAGGGUACACAAGUGGUAUGGCUGCAAAACAGUGCCGGCCAUGCACGUUGGGGACCUAAUGAAAAUCGUGUUGAGGCAUUACGUGAAGCAUUCCGACCACAAAGAGAUCGUGAGCGUGAACGUGAAAGACAAGCAGCAGCGGCUGCUUCAACCUCUGGCUCUUCGAAUGCCUCGUCACAGCCAUCAACAUCUUCACAGGCCUCAGCAAACUCUUCAAAUAUGGGUCACUCUACAUCAACAACAAUAUCAGCUACAACAAGUGGAGGAGGCGGUGGUUCUACGCCACAACAUCAACAAAUCUACACUACUAGCAAUAACACCACCAUGGGCUUUACACCCUCACCUUCGACCAUAACCACAACAUCAACCACACCCACUUGUCUGGCCUCACCCUCAGGUGCUUCAACCUCCAGUGGUAUUUCAUCGAUAAGUUCUUAUGGUGGUGGUAAUCCUGGUAUGUCACCUUCUCCUUUAUCACCUCAUACACCACCAUCUAAUUAUCAUGCUUCAGCUUCACCAGCUCUAAGUCUACAAAGUGAUUGUUCUUCACCCUCCUCUUCAACAACUUCACUAUCACCCGCUCCCCUUUUGGAUAUGGCUGGUAAUAACACAACCGCUACAAAUGUUUCCAUAACAGCAACGGCCACAACAUCGGGUACUUCAGCAGCUGCUGCUGCGGCAUUUGCUUCUUUGGUAGCCAGUGGUAAUGCAGGAGUUAAUAAUACUACAACAACAGCACCCGGUGCUAUAACUACUACAGCUCAACAAACUGUUAUUAAUUCAGCGGUUUAAAGGAAGUGUUACGAACUCUCUCUUUCCAGAAAGAAAAACUGAAAACAGAAAAAACACAAAAUAUUUUUGAGGUUAGUUUUAAUAAUACAUAUUGAAAAAAUGAGGUUAGGUUUUUAUAUAUUUUCUUGUUUUUCUUAUUUUGUAUAUAAUUUUCUUUUUUUUAUUUCAAUAUUUUUUUAAUUAGAACUUAAGUUUUUAAGAAAAAAGUUUAUGAAAAAAACUUUAAAAACACACACACAAACACAAUAUUUACACUUGCAUAUAAAUUUUAUUUAUAUUUUGAAAAAAAAGCUCUUGUUUUGGCGCGAAAAUUCGGUCAAGUAAGGAAACAAAGCUUUUAGUUUUAUCAAGGUUGGGUAUUGAGUUAAGUUUGAUUUUGAAAUUGUUUGAAGAAAUCGGAAGACGGGUUCCCCCACAUUAUGUAGACAACAUAUAACCCAGAUAUCAGUGUUUAAAUGUUUUGAACUUUAAUAUUUUGAAAAUUAUAUUCGUAGUUUUUGGAUUGUAGUAUCGAAAUAAAAGUUUUUUAUAAAUUCGAACUUAAGUUCGAAAAUUUCGAAUAUUCGAACUUAAGUUCGAAUUUUUUUCUAAAACUAUUAAAAUUAUCUAUAAAUUUUGAGGAUUCAUAAAAUAUUAUU